This is a messenger RNA of Eublepharis macularius, 5412 nucleotides long. RefSeq names its product collagen type VI alpha 2 chain (gene COL6A2). The transcript is spliced from 27 exons. The record is from RefSeq and is a predicted model, not a curated record. The coding region runs from base 28 to 2772 and encodes 914 amino acids. NCBI's taxonomy places the organism in Eukaryota, Metazoa, Chordata, Lepidosauria, Squamata, Eublepharidae.
CUCAACGGGUACAAUAGCGCUGCCGAGAUGUUCUCCAAAGCCUUUUUAGCGGUUCUGCUCUGCACAAGUCUGGUUCCCCUCCUCGCUCAAAAUGAUGCUGAUGUGGCUUAUGGCUCAACUUCCUGUCAAGAUAAAACGGACUGCCCAAUCAAUGUGUACUUUGUGAUUGACACUUCGGAGAGUGUUGCCCUACAGACAAUGCCCAUCCAGAGUCUCAUUGAUCACAUCAAGUUGUUUAUCCCUGAAUUCAUUACUCGACUAGAGAAUGAACUUUACCAGAACCAAGUGUCAAUCACUUGGCAAUUUGGGGGACUUCACUUUUCUGAUAUAGUGAAGAUUUACAGCGAAUUCACCAACAGCAAGGAAAUAUACUUAAAUCGGUUGAACAACGUUCAGUACAUUGGCCGAGGCACUUUUACCGAUUGUGCUCUCUCCAACAUGACGGAACAGAUACUCACCAAGGCAGCUCAGGGAGUGAAUUAUGCAGUUGUAAUCACUGACGGUCACGUGACGGGGAGUCCCUGUGGAGGGAUGAAGAUGCAGGCAGAACGAGCACGAGACGCAGGGAUCAAACUCUUUGCAGUGGCCCCGAGCCAGAAUAUCUACGAACAAGGGCUCCGAGAGAUUGCCAACUCCCCGCACGAACUUUACCGUAACAACUACGCUACUACAGUGAAGGAUACCAUUGAAGUUGAUGUGGACACCAUUAAUAGGAUCAUCCAAGUUAUGAAACAUGAAGCCUACGGCGAGUGUUACAAAAUGCGCUGCCUAGAAAUUGAAGGCCCCCUGGGUCCCAAGGGUUUCCGAGGACAAAAGGGUGCGAAAGGUAACAUGGGAGCCCCGGGACUGCCUGGAACGAAAGGUCGACAGGGUGACCCAGGAAUUGAAGGCCCCAUUGGACAUCCUGGCCCGAAGGGAAUUCAUGGGCUAAAAGGAGAAAAGGGUGAAUUUGGAGGAGAUGGACGAAAGGGCGCCAGUGGCUUAGCCGGAAGGAACGGCACAGAUGGACAGAAGGGCAAGCUCGGCCGUAUCGGUGCUCCUGGCUGUAAGGGCGACCCUGGCGACAGGGGUCUCGAUGGCUAUUCUGGAGAUGCAGGGGAACAAGGACCACCGGGUGAACCAGGUGUAAAGGGUUAUCCUGGCCGACCUGGCCGUAGUGGACCACCAGGGUCUUCUGGAGAAAGAGGAGGCAGGGGACCGAAAGGCAGCAAUGGAGCCCCUGGAAGUCCUGGUAUCAAGGGAGUCAGAGGCGGUCCGGGAACACCCGGCCCCAAAGGAGAACCCGGCCGUCGAGGUGACCCCGGCACAAAGGGGAGCCCAGCAGAACCUGGAUCCAAAGGAGAGAGGGGUGACCCUGGUCCUGAGGGGCCACGAGGGCUGGCAGGAGAAGUUGGAAACAAAGGAGGAAGGGGGGAAAGAGGGCUACCUGGCCCACGCGGACCUCAAGGCGCAGUAGGAGAGCAGGGCAAGCCCGGCUCACGAGGGGAUUCCGGUGAUGCAGGUCCCCGGGGCGACUCAGGCCUUCCAGGACCAAAGGGAGACCGAGGAAGGCCUGGCUUUAACUAUCCUGGGCCUAGAGGAAUCCCGGGUGAGAGAGGCGAGAAGGGUGUCCAAGGGCUGGAGGGUGGAAGAGGGGACUUUGGACUGAAAGGCCCCCCAGGACGAAAAGGCGAGAAAGGGGACCCUGCUGAUGCUGGUCCAGAAGGCGAGCCUGGGCCCAGAGGACCACCUGGUGAACCUGGCCCGGAGGGAGGCCCGGGUUCUGCUGGAGAUCCUGGACUAACAGAUUGUGAUGUGAUGACCUACAUUCGAGAGACCUGUGGCUGUUGUGACUGCGAGAAGCGCUGUGGCCCCUUGGACAUAGUCUUCAUCAUAGACAGUUCAGAGAGUAUUGGCUACACCAAUUUCUCCCUGGAGAAGAACUUUGUCAUCAAUGUCGUGAGCAGACUUGGUUCCAUUGCAAAAGAUCCUAAAUCAGAAACAGGGGCCCGGGUCGGGGUGGUGCAGUACAGCCACGAGGGCACCUUCGAAGCCAUCCAGCUUAACGACGAGCGCAUCGACUCCCUCUCCAGUUUCAAAGAGGCGGUGAAGAGGCUGGAGUGGAUUGCAGGAGGCACCUGGACACUCUCCGCUCUUCAGUUUGCCUACAACAAGCUCAUCAAAGAAAGCCGCCGGGAGAAAGCCCGAGUCGUCGCAGUGGUGGUGACUGAUGGGCGCCAUGACCCACGGGACAACGACUCCCACUUACAGGCUCUCUGUGGCGGGGAUGUCACCGUCAAUGCUAUCGGGAUAGGGGACAUGUUCCACAAGGCACAGGAGGACGAGACCCUGACGUCCAUCGCCUGCGACGAUGCCGGGAGAGUCCAGAAGAUGAAGCUGUUUACGGAGCUGGUGGCUGAAGAGUUCAUUGACAAGAUGGAGUUCGAACUCUGCCCAGAUCCUCAGAUUGUUUGUCCUGAACUGCCCUGCCAAACAGGUGGGAGGAACCCUGGGAUCGAAAACCCAGUUACUUCCCGCCCAAUGGAAGAGGGAGUCAAGAUAACUUUUCCCAGCAGCAAACCCAUGAUCGCCCAGUUCCUGAACUCCACGUGGGAGGUCCAGGACCCCACUACGUACACCCAGCUGGUGGCCGUCUUGGCCUAUACAGCCGAAAAAGCCAAGUUUGCCACGGGACAUGAGCGGCAGGAGUGGAUGGACUUGUUCAUUGAUACUUUUAAAAUGGUGCACAGAGAGAUUAUGGGGGAUCCAGAGACUGUAAUAGGCCUUUGUUAAGAUUGCUUCUGUGCUUCUUGCUUGUGCAGCAUAAAGCUAGCCAGAAGGGCUACGGGACUUGUAGAAACCUUCCUGGGACUGCCGUUAGUGCUAGACAAUCACAGCGUUGGAAGCUUCUAGAAUAGGAACAUGGCGAAGAGUUUAUCUCACGGCUUGGAUUCAGUCGGACCAGUGCACUGGAUCUUUCUAGAAGAUAAAUCAAGCUGCUAUAGUUUUAGAAAAUGAAAGCAUAGGGGCAGGAAGGCAUUUCGCUCCUUCCCUGGAAUUCAAGCGCUGCUAAAGAACUUGUGCGUUCUCUGAAGGACCCAACACAAGAUGGGGAGGGGGGGAAGUAUAAGGGUCAGUAUUAGUUCUUCGUCUUCCCUGGGCAGCCUCAUAGAUGGAGGUUGGAAUUAGGAGACUGGCGUGGGGGCACAUUAAUGGUGCUUCAUGGUGGCUCUGUUCAUGUGGCCACAUCAGCCGUUCCCACAAACGUACCUGCUUUUCACUACUUUGGAUUUCCAAGUGGUUGUAGGAGCACUUGACUUACGACAUACUUGCCCAAGACUGCUUUUCCACACUCUCUUUCGUCUCUUUCUAUCCGGAAUCAGCAACAUUAGCAGUAUGGAUGCCUUCAACUGGUCUUUUGGAGUUACAGGCAGAGCAAUAAUGUAACAGCUACGUGUGUUCAUUACUGCCUGUAAAUUGCUGGCUGUCUUAGAGUCUCUCUACUCAUUACGAAGUUCCUAGGGAUGCUCUAGUGAACCUCAUUUCACAUGUCCCCCCUCCAGAUUUCCAUGCACUCGCUCGCACUGUCACACUUCAAUUUGCUCCACGUAAAUUCAUUCACGCGUUUGAUAUCAACUGCUAAAGGUAUCCCAGUUCCCCCCACAUCCAUUCAUUGAAUUGCAGAUCUUGACAGUUUCUCACACCAUACAGAAAUGCAAAUUGGCAAUUCAAAGAAGGCUACAGUACUUGUUCUCACAGCAAAAACAGAGCUGAAUUGGCACUCUGCCCUCCGCAUUCAUGUGCGCAGAACAAGAACAGCCUGCAUGUGAAUUGAAGACUACAUGUACAAUCCUGCACUUGAGUGUCCCCAGGUACUUAGUACCAUGCAGAGAGGCUCUUAAUGUCAGCCUGUUUUAACUGCAUGGGCUGUUCUAGCUAAUCAAUGGAAACUUAGUCCUGUAUAUGAUGCCAAGGGUGAUGACAGAUGUAACAUUUUAAGUUGCUGCGGAAGUGGUUUUGAACACACAUUUGUUGCCUUCCAAGGCAUUUGUUUUCAGGGCAGAAUAUGUGUAUUCAAUUGAACCGCCCCCACACCUAGAAUACGUCUUGCUGCCCUCAUGCUAAAGUUCUCGGAGGUCUUUAGUGCUUUUAAAAUUCAAAAUUCCCACCCAAGUCUCCUGGAUCCAAGCCCAGCUCCGAAUCUGCUGAAACAGGGAAUUCGGGGAAACAAUAGAAAGCCUUAAGGAGUGCACUUAAGUCUGCUGGCUAUUCUGUUUGUAUAGAUGGAUGCUCCCGUUUUGCACAUUCUUGUUGUCCUAGCUAGCUAAUAGCAUCCAGUGGAAGCAAUAACCCAGUGGUUAUUAUUGUAAUGCAUAACAUAAAAGAAAGAUUUAGGUUUGUGGGUGCUAAACUUCUCCAUGGAGGAUUUAUACCCUGGGAACUAGAGAUGGCAGGUCCAUUUAGCCUUGGGUAGGGUAAAUACAGGCCGGCAGGCAGAGUCCGCCAAAGAAAGCCAUUAAGAAUUAGGCUAACUCGGAUAUUAGCAGUUUGCAGCAGUGUUGCCUGUCGUUGUAGCAAAUGUAUAUUUUUGCACCGUAUAGCAAAAGUAACCCCUUGACGGGGCUGUUAAUCUAUCCCUUCUACAAGAAUAAUAUAUAAUACAUGGGGAAGUUGGAAGUGACAGAUGCGUCAGCCAAAAUCUUUCACCAGCAAUUCAGACAAGCAGUCUGUUCUCUAACUACAGCUGAUUUUGCGAGUGUUGGGGAAGCAAGUAGAAGGAGAGUGAGUGAAGGGAUCCGGUCAACAAUGGGUUUCCUAGCCAUCAGUCCUGGAAGACACCCCAGUGGGUCAUGGCUCAGCAUCCAUAGCUUGAGAGACAACCUAAUUUCACUUGACUCCCUAUCUCUACUCGGAGAUUCCAAAAUGCAGUAUUGGCUCUCUGAAUCCACUCUCAUCAUCAACACAACCUUUCUCUGUGUGUAUUGUGUGUAUUUCUUCCACUACCUCUGCUAGAUGAGGAUGGACUCAGAAAUAAAAUUCAUGCACCUUCCCCUCUGUGCACACACAAACACGGCGUGACUUUUCCCCAGCAACUGUGCCAGUCUUCUGGUUGCAGUCGGACAUGCCAUUUGAAUGCUUGAAUGGUGCAUGCCUUUCUAUCAGAACGUGUGUCGAACCAUUUGUGAGACUGGGGAUCCACCUGGCCCUUUCCCCCUUUUUAAAGAAUACCUCCUCUUGUAGUUGUCGGAGCUGUGGCUUAAGCAUGAGCUGACUCGCGAGGUGCAAGCUGCUUGGCGCAAAUCUGUUGUAGAUGAUGCCUAUGACAUAGAAUGCUGUGGGCGUGUACAAGGCAGUGCUGAUGGUGUACCUUGUUUUGUAUAAAGUAUAUGAGAAGAAACCAUAAUUUCCUAUUAAACUUUUAAUGAGAAGAGA